UAUUCCUUUCAUCUUUCGAAUAAAACUGUCAACAUGAAUUUUAAAACUAAACUACUUUUCCCAAUUUUUGUUUUGUGUUCAUAUUUAUCAACAGCAUUCGUGUCAGCUGUUUCGAAUACUCAACCGGAACAAAUCCAUUUAUCGUAUGGAAAAUCUCCGAAUGAAAUGAUUGUUACGUGGGUUACUUUUAAUCCUACCAACACAUCUACUGUAGAGUAUGGAACAGUUCAAAAAUCUCUAAAUAAGGUCAACUUCGGUACUGCUACUAAAUUUGUUGAUGGUGGAUCAAGCGCUAGGGUACUGUACAUCCAUAGAGUACUACUUGAGGAUUUAGUGCCUGGAACUGACUAUGUGUACCACUGUGGCAGUAUAGAUGGGUGGAGUGCUGUUUAUUGGUUCACAGCAAUGAAAGAAGGUUCUGAUUGGAGUCCGAGGCUCGUAGUAUAUGGAGAUUUGGGCAACUACAACGCUCAAUCGCUGCCUCGCAUACAAGAAGAUGUACAGAAAGGGAUGUACGAAGCAGUGUUGCACGUGGGAGACAUGGCGUACGAUUUGCACACAGAUGAUGCUCUUAUAGGUGAUGAAUUUAUGAGACAAAUAGAAACGAUCGCUGCUUAUCUACCCUAUCAAGUGUGUGCUGGCAAUCACGAACAGGCUUAUAACUUUUCUAAUUACGUGAAUCGCUUCAGCAUGAUGAAUCAAAUGGGUGAGAUAAACAAUCAUUAUUAUAGUUUCAAUCUUGGACCAGCCCACAUAAUCGCUUUUUCAACUGAGUUUUAUUUCUGGUUGAAUUAUGGUUGGGUUCAGAUCGUCCAUCAGUACAACUGGCUCGAAAACGAUCUUAAAAAAGCCAAUUCACCAGAAAAUCGAUCUCAAAGACCAUGGAUCAUCACUGUGGGUCACAGACCUAUGUAUUGCAGCACGAAGGAGCCCCCAUCAACAACAGAUGAUUGCAAGAAACGGGAAGGUGUUAUUCGCAAGGGAUUGCCUAUCUCCCAUUCAUAUGGUUUGGAAGAUCUAUUUUAUAAAUAUGGUGUGGAUUUGGAAUUCUGGGCCCAUGAGCACCAUUACGAAAGGACGUGGCCAUUGUAUGACUUCAAAGUGUAUAAUGGAAGUUACGAUUCCCCAUAUACCAAUCCCAAAGCGCCAAUCCAUAUUACGACUGGUUCUGCUGGUUGUCAAGAAGAUUUGGAUCCGUUUAUGGAUGAACCAGCGGAAUGGAGUGCCGCAAGGUUUCCCGAUUAUGGCUAUACCAGAUUGCAAAUAAUCAACAAUACCCAUUUAUAUUUGGAACAAAUUUCUGACGACCAAAAUGGAGCUGUUCUCGAUACAAUGUUACUUAUAAAGGAUAAACACGGAGCAGAAGCAUGGCUAUAGUUAAUUUUUUUUCAUGCUGCGUAAAUAGUAAAUAAUCUACUCUUAAAAGUGUUCAUUAAACAUUCGUUAAUUUGAAAUCAUGGUGGUUUUUAAGAUUCAUAUAUGAUUGACAUUUUUAAAUCGAAAUUUUUUACAGGAAAAACAUUUGAAAUAAUUGUCUAUUAUAAUUUCACUUCUAACUUAAUGAUUUUUAACUAUUUUGACUUAUUCAUUUGCUUUAAAUUUCCUGAGAAUAGGAAUUAUCGGAAGUCGUAAUCUUCAGCAGAAGGCAUUGGCCCACAUUGGGCUGUCUGGUCAACUAUGAUGAGGUGUGUAAAGUUUAACAUGUUGAAUGAAAUCAAGGUAGUAUAUAUUUUCAAGAAGCUGAUUCACAAAAUUAAUUAUUUGAGACAUUUGUUGGCCUAAAAUUAAAAUCGAGAUCCGAUAUUACUGCUAACGAUAUUUAGUCUUUCAUCUUUCCUUUUGUUUAUUAUAAAAGAAAUGCACAAGAUUUGUAGAGUAUUCGUUAAUAAUGUAUAGUAUUUGUUUUAAUGUUUUGUCCGAAAACCGAUCAUCUCCAAGGUGAAAUUAUUUUUUUAAAUUAUAAUACUAAGUGAUGUUAUGACACAAUUGCAAUAGAAUAUUUUGUAACGGACCAUAUUUUAGUAUUAAAAAGUUCCAUCU
Parasteatoda tepidariorum (common house spider) is the source of this 2040-nucleotide messenger RNA. Its product is annotated as acid phosphatase type 7. The record is from RefSeq and is a predicted model, not a curated record. Lineage: Eukaryota; Metazoa; Arthropoda; Arachnida; Araneae; Theridiidae. Gene Ontology annotation, molecular function: acid phosphatase activity; metal ion binding.